CAGAGGAGGAAUUUCAGGAAAAGGUUGAAACAACGAAAACAGCUGCGAGCACAGAAAAGACAGGCACGGAGAGGAAGGGACGUAGUCAGCCAACAGCCGAGCUAUGUGGCAAGGCAGAGUGGGAGGACGAGACUGAAUCUGUCCGGUCAUUUUACCCAUUUGACAUCCAGCUAAGGUUGCUAAGGGCUUUUAGCUUCGAAGUCGAUUUUCGCCCUACAACGUUAGCUACCUGGAAUGCGACAACGCGGCAGAGAGAUAACAAACAGGCCAAACUAUCAGACGACAGGGACGUUCAGUUCAAGCUGCCAGGCUGUGUUUUUCCUCCUGAGUCCACCUCUUUUUGUUAGGAGGAAAAAAGAGAAGAUAGAACGAACCGGAGAGCAGCCUGACCAAGAGGAAAUAGAAACACAGAGGACAGAAAGAGGCAGCAGAGUUACCCAUCCAGCCACCAAACUCACAGAGGAAGGAAGGAGAGAGACAGAGAGUGAGACAGCGAGAUAAACCCCAUCAUUCAGAGGGGAUUCUGGGUGGAAUGACCCAGUCAUGAUGUCACAGCCGUGCAACACCCCACGCCCAGGUGACCAAGGAGGGCGUGUCCGGCUAUCAGCCAAUCACAGAGGCUGCCCCAAUAGUGUUAUUUCCGAUUCCAGUUCAGAGACAUUUCCUCUCAAGAGCCUCCUGCAUCACUGACACUCUGCCCCUCUGGUCGUAUCUUCUGUGCCCACUCCUGCUUCCUCUGGAGUCCUUACUGUUUCAUGAUUACCAAUCUUGGGAUGUUGGCGUCGCUUUGUGGCAGCUGCCAUGGAGAUAAACAGAUUCCUUUAGUAGACCAUUUUAAACACAACCUCCAGAUGUUGUGCCAGAUGCACGUUGUCCACACGGGCAGAAUUAGACAAGGACAGGCACAGAGGUGCUGUGCGGCUCAGCUUCCUAAUUCUCACUGUUUGACAACAUCACAGCAGGAAGUAUAGGACUUCCUUUUCCUGUGGAACAUUUUACUCUGCGUCCUGGCACUUGUGAGGACCUACUUGACCCUGUUGCAAAUUAGUCAAGACUCUUAUCCUCCAGCAUAGAAACCAUGCGGCACAUUCAUGUGGAGUUAGCCCACAAAAAGGCUCCAUUAGAGCUUUCAGCCCAGGAGGGGGACCUGCCUCCACCUGAAGCCCCAACACAGGGCCUUGACCCUGGUGUCAGAUCGGGGACGCCCAGGCACUUUGGCCAGGAGCAGUUGCGGCUCCAAAAGGUCUACCAGCUCUCCAUUUUCUCCCAGUUGGGGGGAUUUUCUACCUCCACAGAAUCCCACACUGAUGCCCAACAGAGGCCUGUCCGGUUGGGUGGGAAAAGGGGGCAAGAGGAGCCCCAAUUGACUCAUAAGCGCCCCCACCUGGGCGACUCCACAGACCAGGAGGAGGCAUUGGAGGGGGGGGUGCUGUGUGGGCCAGCCCCAGCUCAAGGUGUUGGGAUGGGUUUAGCGAUGGGCCCUAGUGGGCCUGGUUCUGUAUACUCUUGCACACAGAUGGAGCACAGAGAAUCUGAGGGGGGACUGUCACCCAGGUCUCCACCCCUCUCCCCAAGCCACAACCCUUCCCGACGGCCAACUCAGCACAAUCAUGACAGGCCCAUUCCUGAUGUAUUUUCUCCACUCUCACCUAAAUCACCCCCAAUGUGUGACCCACAUAGUUCAUCCAGGACUGAGUCACCUAACGGGGGCCACACACCCACCUACUCACUAGGUAGCCCUGCAAAUGAGAGCUGUAGUAAUGGCUCAUCUGGAGGCCAGCCCAGCCCCCACUUAUAUGAAAUGUCCACUUAUGAGACUCCCAAUCCCGCCAGUCCCACCAGCCCUCCAGGCCCUUUCUCCCCACCACACCACACAGAGCUGCAGGAGCCAGGGGAGGCCACUGAAUGGGAAGUUGGACUUGAAUCCUCCCCACCUGAGCGAAGUGCCACCCAGACUGCCUCCUCAUCCUCAAAUGGCCUGGCUUCCUGGGAGAAAACACCCAGCAGUAAUGGCCACCGGCUAUCCUCUGGAGGCCAUUGGCCGGCCAAAAAGAGGCUGCUGCCCCCGAGCGACACAGGCGAGUCAUGUUCAGAAGAUGAGGGACCCUCCACAUCCAAGAGAAGCAGGCUGUCAUUGCUGGCUCCAGGACUUGGCCCGGCCUCAUGUCGCAGCACUGAUGCUAAAGCUGCCCCUUACUGGAACCACCUGCUUCCUUCUGCACGGGAUCGGCCUAAGACCACCACAGACUGCACAAGAUCAGGGAGACGGCUAAAAAGUGGGCUGCGGCUGAAAAGUCGGCAGCUGCGCAGCGGCAGACACACAGACACCAGCCGCUCCACACGUUCCAGUUGGCCCUCAUCUUCCAUCAGCAGAUCUCUGCUUGGCAACUUUGAGGAGUCCAUACUGAAGGGACGAUUCUCCCCGUCAGGCUGGAUCGAAGGCUUCACGGCGGAGAUUGGUGCCAGUGGCUCCUAUUGCCCACAGCACGUAACCCUGCCGGUGCAGGUUACGUACUACGACAUCUCAGAGCACAGCGCACCCUCACCCUUCCUGGGGGUGAUAUCCCUUGAGCCUCUUGGAAAGAAAGGAUAUAGCAUACCCAAAGCAGGGACCAUUCAAGUGACCUUAUUUAAUCCCAACAAAACUGUGGUGAAGAUGUUUCUGGUGACCUACAACUUCGGCGACAUGCCCGUUAAUCACAUGACCUUCCUGCGCCACCGUAUCUUCCUGGUGCCUGUAGAGGAGGGGGUUGAGGGGAAAGGCGAGACGUCUCCAGGGGGCGGAGUGCUAGACAGGAAGAAGAUUCUCUGCUACCUGAUUCAUCUCAGAUUCCAGAGCUCCAAAUCUGGGAAGAUCUACUUGCACAAUGAUAUCCGGCUGCUAUUCUCCCGCAAAUCCAUCGAAGUGGACACAGGGAUCCCUUAUGAGUUGAAAUCUUUCACCGAGGUGCCAAGAAACCCUAAAUACUCCCCCCGCGUGUGACCCCAGCUUCACCCUUUGACCCUCCCCAAAGCCAACACAGCCCCUCCUGUGCUUUACGGAGGGAGGAAAAUAGACAGACUGCUAGAAUGAUGGACACAAAACUUGAUAAGACUUGAUGAGACACACCACAUGCACACAAGACACACAUGCACAUAUGAGACAGUGUUGGUGAUAGUAAAAGUCCCCCUUUUAUGCAUUUAUUCACCAUUGAAAAUUCAGACAGUCAAAACAAAUUGGUGAUAGAAAAUUUCGAUCAAGCAAACAUGGCAGUCCUUGUAUCUUCCAUUUAUUGAAAAUAUAAAACAAUAUUAGAAACGCUGCCUGUAUGCAGUCAAAAGCAGGACUUUUACAACAUCUUCAUCUGUACAGAGAAAGACACACACACACCACACACACCACACAAACAGAUUCACUCAGAAACACUUACUACACACAUCACAGCUGCAACACUUCUGGUGGUGACUCUGAGUUCAGUGUUAACAUGCAUGCCUUGUGACUUACACACCUGAAUUUUCCUCUAGUGCCGUAUCACACUGUCCUUCACUCUGCCUGCAGCUCCAACCGCUUCAUCGGACCAAUAAUUUUCAAAACUUUCAAAAGGCCACAAACAAUAAGCACAGCCCUGAUUGUAGGGUUAAGAAAAUUGUAACCCCUCCCCCACUUUUCACACAAUAAUACACUUUCUGACCAGCAGAGAGGAUAUGAGCUGAGACACAAACACUAGUGAAAGCCAAGGCUGAAAUGGAAUUGGCUAUCUUGACCAGAUGUCUUACCAUUUAACACAUGAUUUAAAAAAAAAAAAAAACACACCGGCAUGAUUUGACCAAACUCAGGACAAGUGUUGAGGAAUACAUUUCUCUUCUUACCAUGUCACCUACCAUGGUACAGACCACUGUGUACACUUCAAGCCAGGAGGGUCAUACCAUGUCAAUGAAAAACAGGGGAAUCCAGUUAAUUUUAUGUAGCCAGACUGAGGGACACUGUGCUGUUUUCUUUUUAAUUUUUUUCUUUUUUUAGAUUAUCUUCAAAGCAGUCUGAUGUUGGAGCAGAAAAUG
This is a messenger RNA of Sander lucioperca (pikeperch), 4038 nucleotides long. It is a transcript of the gene atosb, whose product is annotated as protein FAM214B. The coding region runs from base 1079 to 2983 and encodes 634 amino acids. The transcript has 11 exons. Lineage: Eukaryota; Metazoa; Chordata; Actinopteri; Perciformes; Percidae. The record is from RefSeq and is a predicted model, not a curated record.